GGGCUUCGAUCAGCUGAUCGCAGGUGUUGCUGCUCUUUGCUUCUGGUCGCUUGAUUGUUUCGCCUCUCGCGCCGGAUGCGGCCGCGUCGGAGGAAGCUGCCGCCGUCUCCGUUCCACCGGCUCCUUCACGUGUUUCCAUCCAACUCGGCAGCGUCGUGACGACGGGACCGAGCCGACGCAUCACCGGCGCACCGGGAGGGAGGGAGAGAGACAGGGGGAGGGAGGGGACGACGCUCGCGGCCGUGAAGGAGCCGCCUGCACCGGCAGCGUCCGCGGUGUUUUCGCAAAGGCGCUUUCGUGCGUCGUUUAAUCCGCUCUGAUGUCACGACGCAGAAGGAGGGGCCGCUGAGCGCACCGCUCUAAUCCCGAGUCCCAAGUUUGUCUGGAGGGACGAGCCGAGCCGAGCCGGGACGAGCCGAGCCAAAGCGAGCAGGCAGGAGACACAGGGGCGAUGUGCACUGCAGCAGCAGCAGCCGGGCGCGGGCCUCUCCUCCUCUGACACGCAGGCUGUGCUAUGAGCGGGGUUUUCUUGGAGACAUGAGGAGCAUGUUCUGAAGAUUGGAGUCGGACCACACCCCAGCCAUGAGCCACAAGUAUCAGGAAGAGGCGUCCAGGGAAGCGGGCGAGGAGCACAAAGCGCCUCCUAGGAGCAGGCAGACCAACGGGACGUCACCCGGGGAACCGCCUCUACGCCGCUCCUGGAGGCCGUGUCAGAUGGUCAAUCAGGACGGAGAGCUCAAUCCCCAUCAUCACCACAAUCAUCAUCAUCAUCAUCAGCCGUCUCACAAACACUACCCUCACCCGAGUCGCGGACCCCCUCGGCAUCGCAGGCGGUCCCCGUCGGGGCAGGGCCAGCGGCCAGCUCAGAGUCCCGGUCUGGUGCCGGCGCUGGCUGCUUCCAGGCCCGAUGGCGACGAGAGUCGAGACGCCGAGGCCCCUCCCGUCCCGCAACCCCGCACUGCCGUCACCCGUUACCGCCGUCACGGCGACCCUAACCCCAGGCUCAGAGGUCACAGACAAAGGCGGCCUAUAGGAGAGCUGCAGGGCUCUUCGCCUGCUGUGGAUGAGCAGGAGGCUCCGGCAGAAGGGCGGGCAACGCGACGCACGCCUGAUAAUCCUGCAAACGACCAAUUGCAGGACGGGGGAUCCCCUCACCAGAGUCCUGUUGCAGUUGCCCCCCCCACCCAACUCUCACCCGGUCCUGCAUCUAAUGAAAUGCCACAUCACCCGGAACAUACCCGUACAGCUGUGGCAGAAGGGGACCUCCGGGAGCUCAAAGUGGAGUGUGAAGAGGAAAUGGGGGAAGUUAAGGAGAAGCAUGAAGAUCAAGAACAGACGGAGGAUGAUGGAGACCAUUGCUCAACCACAGGUCGCUGCAGCCACAAUGACCUGCAGGCAGGCGAUGACGAAGCAGAGGAGCGCGCGGAGAGCGCCGAGGAGGUUCAGGAAGAAGUGUUGGAUGACGUAGAGGAGGAUAUUGCAGCUCAGGGAAGUGAAAUCACGGAUCUUUGUUCCGACACCGAGAGCGCUGCUUCACUCAGUUUGGACGGACCGCUCCACAGCCCGCCGCCGCUCCAGUCACCAACCCCUCCCUCGUCCCCGGAUGUUCCACCUUUCCCUCAGCUGGACCACCUCAGCGAGGACACCAGUUUGAGCCCUCUACCCGACAAUGACCUGCUACCGGAGGAUGAGGACGACGAUGAGGAUUGCUCCGAAUCGGGCUCGCCGUCGCACUUCACUUCCUGCGCCGACUCUUAUCCUAAAACCUAUGCAGACUUUUAUACAGAGUCCCACCAAAAAUCGUACCCAGAGCCCGUCUACGCGUCGUACUCUGAACCGAAAUCCCAUCCCAACUCUUUCCCUGAGCCCCUUAAGACCUCCUACCCCGAGUUACACAGAGAACCUCGCCGGCCAGCCGGCUGGAGGAUGGAGUCCAACGAGGUCCAGCAGGAGCCUUUCACGAGCCACAGCCAGGAGAACCUUAAAAAAGGGCCGCCGGCGACCAAGGGCCCCCAAUGUGGCCCUAAGCAGGGCAGGGGCCGAGGCUCACACCACUCCCCUCUCAACCGCUCCGUCGGCUGCCGGCUGCACCACUACGACGGUCAGUCUGACGGCGAGGGGGAAAGGGCCGAAAAGCAAAGUCCCGCCCCCAGGAGUCGCGGGCAGCUUCCCAGACGAGCGGAAACUCCGGCCAAGAGCCCCUCGUCUGGACGGACGAGCUCCGGGGAGGCCCAGGAGGAGCGCGGCGGGGAAGGCCUCCAAGAGGAAAAGGGUACGAGGGGCUCGGGGGACGCCAUCAUCCUGGCGAUUAAAGACAUCAAGGAGGCGAUUGAGGAGGUGAAGAUAAAGGCCGUGCGCUCCCCCUACACACCUGACAGGCCUGUGGAGCCCAUUUGGGUGAUGAGGCAGGAGGUGAGCCCCCCCGGGGAGGAGGUAUGUCCACUGCAGCCCGCAGCUGGCCAUUCUUCUCCUCACUCCCCGGCUCAGUCGGUGUCCGAGUCUCCCUCCCGCUAUGCAUCACUUCCCGCUCGGGAGCCGCUCAGUCCGCUGAGAACCGAGUCACUCGGAGCGCAUCACCCUCCGCAUUUCCACCAACAGCCCCAACACAGCCAUCACCCCCACCAGGGCCCCCAGUCACAGCAGAGGGACACGGCGAGGCCGCCGCACACACACACCCAGCCGCAAGCCCUACCGCUGAAUCAGCAUCAGCAACGUCAACAGCAGAAUCCACAUCAGCUGCAGCAGAAUCAGAAUCAUCAUCAUCAUCAUCACCAGCAGCUGUUAGCUCAGCGGCCGCGACCUCAAGUCCAGCCGCAGUCUCCUCCACAGCAGCCGACUCUCCAGGAACUUCGCAGAUCCCUUCCUCCAUUUCCAACGUUUGUUGACGUACCGGGACCAUGCGACCCUGAAGACCUUAUUGACGGCAUCAUCUUUGCCGCUACCUACCUGGGCUGCACCCACCUGCUGUCAGAAAGGACCCCCACAAAGAGCGCCCGCAUGCAGCAGGCACAGGAGGCCAUGAGCAGAGUCCGGGCUGCCCAGAAGCAGGCAAAGAACAGGAAAAGGAGCCCCGACAGCGAGGCUCCGGUCACCGCCGAGGUCGAUCUGUUCAUGUCCACGCAGAGGAUCAAAGUCCUCAAUGCAGACACUCAGGAGUCUUUGAUGGACCUGCCACUGAGGACCAUCUCCUACAUCGCGGACAUCGGUAACAUGGUGGUGCUGAUGGCCCGAGGGAAGAUGGUGCGCUCCCGCAGCGCGCAGGACAACCUGGACCACGCGGCGGAGCAAACCACCAUGACCCACGACGACCGGCGGCUGUACAGGAUGAUCUGCCACGUCUUUGAGUCCGAGGAUGCUCAGCUCAUAGCUCAGUCCAUCGGCCAGUCCUUCAGCGUCGCCUACCAGGAGUUCCUCCGGGCCAACGGCAUCGACCCUGAAGACCUGAGCCAGCGGGAGUACAGCGACCUGCUCAACACUCAGGACAUGUACAACGACGACCUCAUCCACUUCUCCAAGUCGGAGAACUGCAAGGAUGUUUACAUUGAGAAGCAGAAAGGAGAGAUUCUGGGUGUGGUGAUAGUCGAGUCGGGCUGGGGGUCCAUCCUCCCCACCGUCAUCAUCGCCAGCAUGAUGCACGCUGGGCCGGCGGAGAAGUCCGGUCGACUCAACAUCGGAGACCAGAUCAUGACCAUCAAUGGGACGAGUCUGGUGGGUCUACCGCUCAGCACCUGCCAGAGCAUCAUCAAGGGUCUCAAGUCCCAGUCCAGGAUCAAGAUGAACAUCGUCAGGUGUCCUCCUGUCACCAUGGUGCUCAUCCGCAGGCCGGACCUCCGAUACCAGCUGGGCUUCAGUGUCCAGAACGGCAUCAUCUGCAGCCUGAUGAGGGGGGGCAUCGCGGAGAGGGGAGGAGUCCGCGUCGGUCACCGCAUCAUCGAGAUCAACAGCCAGAGCGUGGUGGCGACGCCUCACGAGAAGAUCGUCCAGAUCCUGUCCAACGCCAUGGGAGAGAUCCACAUGAAGACGAUGCCUGCAGCCAUGUACCGCCUGCUGACGGCCCAGGAACAGCCGGUCUACAUCUGAACAGGCCUCACACCCCCCCCCUCCCCUCCACUACGGUCAUCCCGCUUUCAGUAGUUUGGAAUACCCGUCUCCUGUUUUCACUUGACUUGCCUUAAUCUGUACAGUACCCUGUCAUGUAAACAUGUAAAUCUACAGUGUGGCAGAACAGAUUAUCUCACCUGGCCGAGUGUUAAUGUGACGUUAUGUUUGACCAAAGAGAAGUAGUGGAUCUUAUUGUGUAAUUUUUCGGUUAAAUAGCUGUAAUCUCUGAAUGUACUCAAUCAUGUCGGACCUAUAAAUAAUCAGGGCAACUCAGAUACAUUUUAAACUGAAGUAUUCAAAUUAGAAAGGGGGAAUGCAUGUACAAUAAACUAAUGACACGAUGUGUCAGUAAACUCUG
Gasterosteus aculeatus aculeatus (three-spined stickleback) is the source of this 4459-nucleotide messenger RNA. RefSeq lists its product as uncharacterized. Gene Ontology annotation, molecular function: protein binding; amyloid-beta binding. Lineage: Eukaryota; Metazoa; Chordata; Actinopteri; Perciformes; Gasterosteidae. The record is from RefSeq and is a predicted model, not a curated record. Gene Ontology annotation, biological process: chemical synaptic transmission. Gene Ontology annotation, cellular component: dendritic spine; plasma membrane; cytoplasm.